Molecule: messenger RNA, 2317 nt
Organism: Populus nigra (black poplar)
Lineage: Eukaryota; Viridiplantae; Streptophyta; Magnoliopsida; Malpighiales; Salicaceae
Product: probable methyltransferase PMT3
Exons: 8
Coding region: 329-2170 (613 amino acids)
Cellular component (GO): trans-Golgi network; endosome; cytoplasm
Molecular function (GO): methyltransferase activity
Source: RefSeq, a predicted model, not a curated record
UCAGAUCCACUUACCAUCCCCAUUAUCAUCAUAUAUUGACUCCAUUGCUUGCAUUUCAAGAUCUACACUGUGCCAUUUUCUCCCCCUCAGAGCACCAUUCUCAUCCUCAAUUUCCCAUCUCAAAUUCAGUUGGCUGGUGAUGACAAGGAGCUUCAGGCAAUCACUGGAGUGAAUUAAACAACCUAGGUACUAGAUUCGGCGCUGAACUUUUGCUCACGGUCCAUCCAUUACCUAUUGUGAAUAUCCUGGAGAGGGAAAUGAGCUUCUGAUUUUAACCUUUAGUGAAAGUAGAAGGGAUAUUUUCAUUUUCUGCUUCUGGUUGCGAAAGAUGUCAAGGGGAAAAGGUGAUGGGGAUCAAAAGAAGCGGCUGGUAACUUGGAUAGUGGUAUUGGGUAUCAUUUGUGGUUGUGUUUACUUGUAUUCUCGGAACAGUGGAACAUCUGCUCUGGAAUAUGGAAGUAAAUCUCUAAGGAAGUUGGGUUCUUCUUAUUUGGGCGGAGAUGAUGAUGGUGAUGAAGCUUCCAGCAAAUCCGGUGAAGAAGUGCAGGGUGAUGUUAUACUUAAAAGCAUUCCGGUUUGUGAUGAUCGCCACUCGGAGCUGAUUCCUUGUCUAGACAGAAAUCUCAUAUACCAGACAAGAUUGAAGCUGGAUUUGUCUUUGAUGGAGCACUAUGAAAGACAUUGCCCAGUACCAGAAAGACGCUUCAAUUGCUUGAUCCCUCCUCCACCAGGGUACAAGGUCCCAAUCAAGUGGCCCAAAAGCAGAGAUGAGGUCUGGAAAGUAAAUAUACCUCACACCCACCUGGCAAGUGAAAAAUCUGAUCAGAACUGGAUGGUUGUCAAAGGUAACAAAAUUUCAUUCCCUGGAGGAGGAACACACUUCCAUUACGGAGCUGAUAAGUAUAUAGCCUCAAUUGCAAAUAUGCUAAACUUUUCAAAUAACAUUUUAAACAAUGAAGGAAGGCUCCGGACAGUCCUCGAUGUUGGUUGUGGAGUUGCAAGUUUUGGGGGAUAUCUGCUCUCUUCUGAUAUUAUUUCAAUGUCAUUGGCACCAAACGAUGUUCAUCAAAACCAGAUCCAGUUUGCCUUGGAGAGAGGAAUUCCUGCAUAUCUUGGUGUUUUAGGGACUAAGAGACUUCCAUACCCAAGUAGAUCUUUUGAAUUUGCACAUUGUUCUCGCUGUAGGAUUGAUUGGCUUCAAAGGGACGGAAUCCUUCUGCUCGAGCUAGAUAGGUUGCUGAGACCAGGAGGCUAUUUUGCCUACUCAUCUCCUGAGGCCUAUGCACAAGAUGAGGAGGAUCUGAGGAUCUGGAGAGAAAUGAGUGCCCUUGUGGAAAGAAUGUGCUGGAAGAUAGCUGCGAAAAGGAAUCAAACUGUUAUCUGGGUCAAGCCUCUAACAAACGACUGUUACAAGGAAAGAGAACCUGGUACUCAACCUCCUCUCUGCAAAUCUGAUGAUGAUCCAGAUGCAGUGUGGGGUGUGCCAAUGAAAGCUUGCAUCACUCCUUACUCUGAUCAACAACAUAAAGCAAAAGGGACUGGAUUGGCUCCGUGGCCUGCUCGGUUGACUACUCCACCUCCUCGUCUUGCUGACUUUGGCUAUUCUGCUGAAAUGUUUGAAAAGGACACGGAAGUUUGGCAGCACAGGGUUGAGAAUUAUUGGAAUCUUUUGAGCCCAAAGAUUCAGCCUGAUACACUGAGAAAUUUGAUGGACAUGAAGGCAAACCUAGGGUCAUUUGCAGCUGCCCUGAAGAGCAAAGACGUAUGGGUUAUGAAUGUUGUGCCUGAAGAUGGACCCAACACUCUCAAGAUAAUAUAUGAUAGAGGCCUGAUGGGCUCUGUGCACAGCUGGUGUGAAUCCUACUCGACCUACCCACGAACUUAUGAUUUACUGCAUGCCUGGACUGUCUUCUCCGACAUCGCAAAGAAAGAUUGCAGUGCUGUGGAUCUGUUAAUUGAGAUGGACCGCAUCUUGAGACCCACAGGCUUCAUUAUUAUCCGUGACAAUCCAUCAGUAGUGGAAUUCGUAAAGAAACAUAUGUCAGCACUGCAUUGGGAGGCAGUGGCUACAGGUGAUGCUGAGGAAAACGAGCAAGGUGAGGAUGAGGUGGUGUUCAUCGUCCAAAAGAAGAUGUGGCUAACAAGCAAAAGUUUCAGUGUCACUGAAUAAAACAGCCGGAUUUCCAUGCUCUCGCCCUUUUACCUGAACAUUGCAGGGCUUAAGGUAGCCGUGGUUUAUAUGAUUUUGUAGCAUUUGAUGUUGAGUUUAUUUCUUCUUGAGCAAUCUUAUAUGAAAGCAGAAGUUUUAUCCAUUUUA